GGUUUAGCCUGUUUGGAUCCUCCAUAAAUACAUGCUCCCGAGGUCUUGGAUGUAACACAGCUUCCACUAAACCUCUGCAGGAGCCAGACUGUUGCAAAAGCUCCGUUUGCAGCAGUCCCUUCUUUCCGGCAGGGUUUUGCUAUUGUGGCAAGUGUCUCUGCAGCGCGGUCGUGCAGCAUGCUAGAUCCUGAGGGCAGUGUGGAGCACAAGCCUUCCUCUUCCUUCCCCAAAGUUUUUCUCAUCCCUCUAGCCAUGCUCCUUGCAAUUGCAGCACUCCUGCUCUUAGCAUUCUCCGCUACGCAGCAGAAAGAGACUGAUUUUUACACUUUCAAAGUUGUAAACAUCAGGGGCAAAUUAGUCUCUCUGGAGAAGUACAGGGGCUCGGUGUCCUUAGUUGUCAACGUUGCAAGUGAAUGUGGGUUUACAGAUAGCCACUACAAGGCCUUGCAACAGUUACAGAAAGACCUCGGUCCCUAUCAUUUCAACGUGCUGGCGUUCCCAUGCAAUCAGUUUGGGCAGCAAGAACCAGGUACUAACAAAGAAAUUGAGAGCUUUGCACGAAAGACUUACGGUGCCUCCUUUCCUAUGUUCAGCAAAAUCGCAGUCAGUGGAGCUGGUGCAAUUCCUGCCUUCAAGUACUUAAUUGAUUCUACAGGAGAAGAACCAACCUGGAACUUCUGGAAAUACCUGGUAGGCCCCAAUGGGAAAGUUGUAAAGGCCUGGGACUCUACUGUCUCUGUUGAAGAAAUAAGACCUUAUGUUACAGAACUUGUAAGGAAAAUCAUCCUGAAGAAAAAAGAUGAAUUAUGACUUUCAAAAAUCCCAGCAUGCCAAUUACAUCUUCAUUGAAAAUUAGGACCGGACUUUGACUUUUCACAUUCCAAAAGUGGGAGUACGCGGAAGGGAAAACAAGACCAGUGAAAUCUAUGUUCACCAUCCUCAGAAUGUAAAACAACAAAAAGUAAUUUAAAUGCAAAAGUAAUUUAAAAUUAUCUAUCUCCAACUGAAUUCUAUUUUACCUUUCCGAGAAGGAAGACCUCAUCAGCAAUUGUUUCUUUCCCAACUCAAAUUAUUGAUCGUUGAUAACACUACUACCAGAAGUCACUUAAUGUAUCUCAAAAAAAAAGGCUCAUAAUAAGAAUUUUCUGACUGGGGUCUCAUUAACAUCUACAAUUCUGUUAUCAUAUUUUGAUUGUGAACUGAAUGAAAAAAUAAAGAGUAAAAAAUGCACGAUUGAUUUAAGGCAUGUAUUAGGAAGAAGGCCAAAUCAGAUUCCUUCAAAUCAGGCAGACUUACACAAAUAUAUGUUUUUCCAAAGUUUACGUUUUUCUAAAGUCUGGUAUGCUUACCAAAGUCAAACACAUUUAAUUUCAUCUGCCAGGAAAGUCAGUUGUUAAGGUCAUGAGGAAAACACAUCUAUAAAACUUAAUUGAAAGAAAUAUGAAAACAAACCCUCUGAAAAAAAAUCUCCAAAAGCUAUAAGGAGAUUUUUGCAUUUUUUUCAUCCAGUAAAGAUUAUUAGAUGAUAUUUGAAUAGCCAUUUGGACAUCUAUAGCAUCAAAGCCUGUAAGAAAUGGCUAUUGCUUUUUUCUAUUAGCUUUUUGGCUUAGAAGACUUACUCUUAUCUCCUACAAUUGAUGUUAAGUUUAUUUUUCAAUUUACAAUCCCAUCUGAUUUUUCUGCAUGUGCAGGUAAACAUUAGAGAAUCAACAUUUUUCUGUGGAAAUAAUUUUUCAAAUGUCUGAUUGUUGCAUAAUGUUACAUUAUUUAAUGUUAUGUUAAUGUUAUAAUUAUUUAAUGGUACCCUUUUCAAAUGUACACUCAGGCAUCUGCUCAGACUUCAGACUGCAGCACUUCUUAGCUCAUACUAAAAUAAUAACACUAAUAAUUACAGCUUCAUUGUUCUUUGACAGAAGGUCUUUAAAAAUCUUGUCAGCAAGAACUCUUUUUCUCUCAGUAAAAACACAAUAUACAGGUCCCUUGCUUUUAACCCCAGGAAGAAUCUAGUCCUGUGCAAUGGCAGCGUUAUUGACAAGUGAAAGCUUUUUUGAUGCUUUGUAAUGCUUUUUAAAGUAGCACAAACAAUAUUUGUCCAUAUAGUUGUCAGGGCCCAAGUGCAUAAAUAAGCCCUAAUUGCUCUGACCACAGUAUGAACUUAUUCCAACCCAUCACUGCCAUUACAGCUCUUCGGCAUCCAAACAGGCUCCAGCUGUAAUCAAAGGCAAAUGUUAUGGCACACACUGGCUUGCAGAAAAGAAGGGGAAAGAUUACUGAAGAAUUAUUGGAAAUAAAAGAGCUAAUUUUAGAGUACCUUAUAGUUCCCAUGCUUGAGCAGCUGCUCUCUGCUAAGGUCCUGGGCAUGUUCUGUAGACCACCCCAAGGAAAUAAGAGCUAAAGAUACUUUAAGGUUUGAAGAAAGGCCUUGAAGAGCAGAGAUUGUAUGGUACAAAGCAAGCUUUGCCUGAAAGAAACUGAAAGCAACCUUUUAUUAUUAUUUGUAGGAAAACAAAACAAACACAGCAGGAGAAAAUAAAAGGAUGAGGUAACAGAAGUACAAAACAAAAGCAAAAGGAGAGAUCAAGUAAGAAGGGAGAAAUGAGAAGGAAAUGAAAACACAGUUUAUAGUUGGACUCUUGAAGACAAAUAAGAGAUGGAAGUUCAAGUCGUAUUGAAACUAAUGAUUAUGUUCCAAGCCGUGUCAGCUAUUUCUCACUUGGAGUGUAACUUAAGAGUGCAGCAAAUCAGUGCCAGUGGCAGUUUUCCUCUGAUGGAGAGGAAAGUGGACUCUACCGCCCAUUCAGUCAUUUAGCUGGUUCUUAUAUGAAUUGUUCUAAGACAAUUACUACAAAGGAAAGUCCCAAAGAGAGCAAGAUCAGACCCAACUGUUCCUGUGCUGGGAUAGAGAAUCCAACUAGUAGAAAAUGAGGUCUUUUAUGACUCUGUAGACUGUUUAUCUUUUCUCUGUCCAUUGAUGCUAAUGCAAUGUCCCAACAUGCUCUUAGCAGGUGCUGUAAGCCAUAAAAUAAUAUUCUCUGUAGAAAGCAUAUUUCUGGCCCGGAUGAGCCCAGACCAUACUUUGCAAGACAUUUUAAGACCUCUCUAUUUCAUUUUAGGGUGGCCAACUUCAAUCAGAGCUCUGGAUUUAUGUAGAUAUGAUCUUGUAUUCUCUAUUAGACAAAUACUUUUGUCUAAAGAGAUAUAAUGGCAAUGAUCAGUUGGAAAGGGUUCUCACUAAAGAGACAAAUAUUGUCUGGGUUGCUUUUAAAGGCAUUAUGAAGCACAAAAAAAGGUUUCACUUGUCAAUAAUACUGCAGUUGGGCAAGACUAGGUUCAUCUUAAAGUAUCCUGGGGUUAAGACAAAGGGACCUGUGUAUUGUGGUUUAGUUGAGAUAAAAAUAAUUCUUGCUGUCAAGAUUUUCAAAAGGUUUCUGUUACAGAACAAUGAAGCUGCAAUUGUUGGUGUAAUUAUUUUAGUAUGAGCUAAGAAGUUCUGCAGUCUGAAGUCUGAGCAGAUGCCUGAGUGUUAUGAAUAACUUAAUACUGAUGACUAUUGGAGUUGGUGUUGUUCUUAACAGUUUGGCAAUUUAAAGGGAAUUGGGUAAUUAUUACGUAUGCAAGCUUUGAAAUCUGAACAGGCACAUGAUUUUAAGGACAUGGAUACUUUCUUUAAAGUUAUCAGAAACAUUUUUGUGAUUAAAUGAAACGUGGCAUACGUUCUAUCCGUUGUCACAUUGGAAUCCUA
Oxyura jamaicensis (ruddy duck) is the source of this 3742-nucleotide messenger RNA. RefSeq names its product glutathione peroxidase 7 (gene GPX7). Gene Ontology annotation, biological process: response to oxidative stress. The transcript has 3 exons. The record is from RefSeq and is a predicted model, not a curated record. The coding region runs from base 178 to 810 and encodes 210 amino acids. NCBI's taxonomy places the organism in Eukaryota, Metazoa, Chordata, Aves, Anseriformes, Anatidae. Gene Ontology annotation, molecular function: glutathione peroxidase activity.